Passer montanus (Eurasian tree sparrow) is the source of this 2247-nucleotide messenger RNA. Its product is annotated as protein Shroom1-like. Gene Ontology annotation, cellular component: apical plasma membrane; cortical actin cytoskeleton; adherens junction. Lineage: Eukaryota; Metazoa; Chordata; Aves; Passeriformes; Passeridae. The transcript is spliced from 6 exons. Bases 36 to 1715 code for a protein of 559 amino acids. Gene Ontology annotation, biological process: actin filament organization. The record is from RefSeq and is a predicted model, not a curated record. Gene Ontology annotation, molecular function: actin filament binding.
UGAAACAAAUCCAGCACAGUGCACUGGUCAAAUACAUGGAACGAAAGAUCAGUCAAAGGCCAGGGGGGUCACAACACCUCCCACUGCAUAAGCCACCCCUGCAGGAGAGACUGUCAAAUCCCAAAGGUCCUCCUGGCCACAUUUCCAACCCAAAUGGAAGCAGGAAGGUGCAAAAUGAUGAGGUUUUCUGCCAACUUCUCUCUGAACAAAAAUCACCAGAUGUUUCUCCACCUUUGCCUUUUGCUCCCCCACUGAAGGUGAGCAGCAGGUGUGAUCCCAACCAAGGGGACAGGAGCUGUACCAGCAAGUGUCCAUCAGCUGAAAGUCUCCCACAGGCAGGGGGUUCUGCAACUGGGAGACUUCCUGAGAGAUCAAAAUCCACUUCUUCUUCCACACAGGACGCGUGCAGAUGUGCCAGAGGUGCAGCAGCACCGGGCCGGCGCUGCGGGAGCUGCCCCAGUUUCCGUGAUGCUGAGGAAGAUGGACCCAAGAAUCAUGAACAUAGUGACACAACUGGACAUGUGUGUGGCCAGGAUAAAAAGGAGCAAACUCCUGAAACCCCCCUUCCUGUCCCAAGAGGUGGAAGCAAGGAGAGUGCUCGAGUGGAGGAGGAAUGCAGAACUCAGUCUCCGGGUGGGAAUGCUGCACUCCAGCAUCCAGAGCAGCAGCCUGCAGCUUCUCCAGAGCAGGGAAUGGAUCUCCAUGCAGCACCAGCUGAGCCUCACCAAGGACACAAACAUGCAGCCAAAGGUCUCCUUGCCCAGGAAACAUCCAUGCACAGCAACCACGAUGAUGUUCCCCUGGACAGGGACACACACCUGCCCCAAAGGAGGCUGCAGACUUCUCAGGAGCAGCGAUACCAAGAGCUUGCUAUGGAGAUCAUUGCCAAAGACAGCUCCCUGGUGGACAUUCUCAUGCCUCAUCCUCUUAGAAAAACUGCUUUGGACCUGAUGGAGGGUUUGUUUCCUGUUAACAUUUCCAUGCUGGAUAAAUCACGCAGGAAAAGGAGAAAGGCACAGCAUGUGCAGGAGAAUGACAGGAAAAGCCAUGGAGGUGGACCAGAAGAAUGUCCAAAAUCUGAGCAUGAAACCAAGCAAAGGAGCAAAGAUCCUGCUUCUAUGAGAAACCAAGUCCUGAAGAGGAACAGAGACAGCACAAAUGAGCUAGAUGACAUCACAUCUAAGAAGCUGGAACUCAUGGCCAGUCUCCAAUCCAGGCUGCAGGCACUGUGGGAGGAGCAGGAGCUGGUUCUCCUGGAAGUCAGGGAAUGUGCCAAGUGGGGCGAGGAGCUGGAGGUGCUGCUGCGGGAGCUGUGCAAGCCCAAGGAGUUCGAGCGCUACCUGAUGUUCAUCGGGGACCUGGAGAAGGUGCUGAGCCUCUUGCUCUGCUUGUCCAGCCGCCUGGCCCGCGUCCAGAACGCCCUCAGCAGGGUGGAUGGCAGCACGGAGCCUGAGGAGAAGCAAUCGCUGAAUGAACGGCACAAGCUCUUGUCUCGACAGCGGGAAGAUGCAAAGGACCUGAAGGAGAAUCUGGACAGGAGAGAACGUGUGGUCUCUGGAAUCCUUGCCAAAUACCUGACAGAGCAGCAGCUCCGGGAUUAUCAGCACUUUGUUCAAGUCAAGACCUCCUUGCUGAUUGAACAGAAGGACCUCGAAGAGCAGAUUAAAUUUUUCGAAGAACAAUUAGAAAAUCUCGAGCAAAGCAUCCCCAUCUAACACCCACCACCAGGCCAAACAUUUUUAUAUGUUAUAUGGGAUGUUUCCCUGGAAAUCCACAGGCACUCUUCUCCCAGGGUUCAGUUUGGUGGAUUCUUCCAAUCCUGUUUGUGCCACAGCACUAAGGUUCAGAUGCUUUGGGAUGCUCCAGGCACACUCUGACAGCAUCUCACAGUGUGUAGCAAACUGCCUUGUGGACAUGACUGAUAGGAUUCAUUGCUCCUAUUAACUGAAUGUGUAUUUCCCCUUCCUCUUGUCUGUCCAUCUGUUUCCAGACUGACAUCAUCUCAAUAAAAGAACCCUACAAAUAUUUGCCUCUUGUGGGUGGGUUGAGUGUUUGAAAAGAAAAAUUAUGUGGGUGUUCAGAUUUGAAUUGGUGAUUGCACAAAGCCAUAGAAAAUGUUAUGGACCAUUUCAGUGAAGCUCCUGCACUCAUUUCUACUGUUUAUAUGUGUGACACAGUAAAAAUACACUGUAAUGAAAGAAAAUAAUUACUUCCUUUCUUGGCAGUUGUCACCCAUGAGUCUUUCCU